GCCUUACAUCUACUCUGAAGAGAGCUUCGCCUCAAAAACUGUAUUUGUUAAGAGCGCAUGCGCACCACCACUACACUUUUCGCGCGAAACACUCAAGAGGGCCGGGCGAAUCUUCAUUCUGUGAAUUUGAUUGGACGCCGCAAUCCAGGAGUCAGAAUAUGUUAAUGAGUCGCCGGCACGUCGUCCAAUCAGCACUCGGAUUCUAGAGCGAGAGAAGCUUGGUGGCGCGAAAAGACACACAACAGUGCUGAGUCCGACACGAGGCGCUCUCCUCUGGCUAUUUCUAAACACUCGUAAAGCUAAUACAGAAUAAAAAAUGGCAGUUGAAGUUGUGGACGAUCAGGAAAUGAGGGAGGCGCAAAGGGAUUAUCUGGAUUUUCUUGACGAUGAUCAAGACCAGGGCAUUUAUCAGAGCAAAGUACGACAGAUGAUCAGCGAAAACAAAUCAAGGCUCAUUGUGAACCUCAACGACCUCCGCCGCCGCAACGAACAGCGAGCAGCCAAGCUGCAGAAUAACGCGUUCGAAGAGCUCCUGGCCUUCCAGCGUGCUCUGAAAGAUCUGGUGGCUUCAAUAGAUGCCACUUACGCCAAGCAGCACGAAGAGUUCUUCGUCGGUCUUGAGGGCAGCUUCGGCAGCAAACACGUCUCUCCUCGAACCCUCACCUCUCGCCUGUUGGGUAGCAUGGUGUGUUUGGAGGGCAUUGUCACUAAAUGCUCUUUGGUGCGUCCCAAAGUAGUACGCAGUGUGCACUACUGUCCAGCUACUAAGAAGACUAUGGAGCGCAAAUACACUGAUAUGACCUCACUGGAUGCCUUUCCUUCAAGUGCCAUUUACCCCACAAAGGAUGAGGAGAACAAUCCACUGGAGACUGAGUUUGGUCUGUCCAUCUAUAAGGACCACCAGACCAUCACAGUGCAGGAGAUGCCUGAGAAAGCCCCUGCCGGUCAGCUGCCCCGCUCUGUGGACAUCAUCCUGGACAAUGACUUGGUGGAUGCUGUAAAACCAGGGGAUCGUACGCAGGUGAUCGGCACCUACCGCUGCCUGCCCGGAAAGAAGGGCGGAUUCACCUCGGGCACCUUCAGGACCAUCAUGAUCGCCUGUCACGUCAAACAGAUGAGCAAAGAAGUCUCACACUAUUUCUCUGCAGAUGAUGUGGCCAAAAUCAAAAGCUUCUGCAAAACUCGCUCUAAGACGGUGUUUGAUCAGUUGGCUCGCUCCCUGGCCCCCAGUAUUCAUGGUCACGAGUACAUAAAGAAGGCCAUCCUGUGUAUGCUUUUAGGAGGGGUGGAGAAGGUUUUGGAGAAUGGCUCACGCAUUAGAGGAGACAUCAAUGUGCUUCUCAUAGGUGACCCUUCAGUGGCUAAGUCCCAGCUGCUCCGGUACGUUCUGCACACUGCUCCUCGUGCCAUUCCCACCACAGGCCGAGGCUCAUCGGGUGUAGGUCUGACCGCAGCCGUCACCACUGACCAAGAGACAGGUGAGCGACGUCUCGAGGCUGGUGCCAUGGUUUUGGGGGAUCGCGGUGUGGUGUGCAUUGAUGAGUUUGACAAGAUGUCAGAUAUGGAUCGCACUGCUAUCCAUGAGGUCAUGGAACAGGGCCGCGUCACCAUCGCCAAGGCUGGCAUCCAUGCUCGACUGAACGCCCGCUGCAGCGUCCUAGCGGCUGCCAACCCUGUCUACGGCCGAUACGAUCAGUAUAAGACCCCCAUGGAGAACAUCGGUCUGCAGGACUCCCUGCUGUCUCGUUUUGAUUUGCUCUUCAUCAUGCUGGAUCAGAUGGACCCAGAGCAGGACCGUGAGAUCUCUGACCACGUCUUGCGCAUGCACCGCUACAGAGAUCCUCAUGAGCAGGAUGGAGAGGCUUUUUCUCUUGGUGGUACAAUCGAUGCACUCGCCACUGAAGACCCUGAUGUAACUCAGGAGGAAGAGGAGGAGCUUCAAGUGUACGAGAAGCACAAUCCUCUUCUCCAUGGCAGCAAAAAACUCAAGGACAGAGUGGUCAGUAAAGCGUUCAUGAGGAAAUACAUCCACGUUGCCAAGGCUCUUUCUCCUGUUCUUACUCAAGAGGCAGCCAAUCACAUCGCAGAGGAGUACUCACGACUGCGCAGCCAGGAGCAGCUGGGCUCUGACAUUGCUCGGACAUCACCGGUCACUGCUAGAACCCUGGAGACUUUGAUCCGUCUGUCUACGGCUCACGCCAAAGCUCGCAUGAGCAAAGUUGUGGAGAUGGUGGACACAGAAGUUGCUGUGGAGCUUGUGCAGUUUGCCUAUUUCAAGAAGGUUUUGGAGAAAGAACGUAAACGCGCUAGAAAUGGAGAGCAAGAUGAAGCCUCGGAGGAGGAGGAAGAUGAAGUACAAGACACACCUCGAACACAGAGAAAAAGGAGGCGCCAUUCAGAGCGCAGACCAUCUCAGGGCAGCGAGCCGUAUGACCCGUAUGACUUUAAUACUGAGACUGAUGUACCACAAAUUCAGUCCCCUGCUCCUGCGAGGCAGGAUGAUGAGCCGAUGGACGCUCCGGAUCAGAACGGUCACACAGAGUUGUCUGAUGGCAGGUUGAAGGAGUUCAAAACCGCAUUGCUAGAGGUGUUCCGCUCUUCUCAUGCUCAGUCGGUGGGCAUGAUCGCUCUGAUGGAAGGCAUCAACAAGAGCUGCCCAUCUCAGUUUAAAGAACCUGAGGUCCGUGCCGCCCUCAGCCGCAUGCAGGACGACAACCAGGUUAUGGUUGCUGAUGACAUCAUAUUCCUUAUAUAAAUGUAGUUUUUGGAGAAUGAGAGAAAUGAAAAAGUUCAAGCGUAGAUCAGUUUCAGAGUAUUUUCAAUAUGCGUGCAAUGUUUAUUUCCAUAUUUUUGUACAUGCAGACAUAUCCACGUAUUUCUUAAUGUUUCACUCGAGACAUUUUCAUAAGAUUUUUCCUACUUUCAUCUUUUCACAUGCUUGUUACGUUAAAAAGCAAUUCAGUUACAAUCUUGCCAAAACAUUUUAAGUUAUUGGUUUUACUCUGUAAUAUUCAUUUGCUUGUUUAUUUGCUUUUUUAAGACUUGGCGAAUAAUUUUCCCGAAAAUGACCUUUUCAUUUGGUUUUAUAUUUUUCUUAAAAAGAGCUUGGACCAGCGUCUGCAGAUUUUAUUUCAUGCAUUUUAUUUUUUUCAUUUUAAAACUUGUAAAUAAUGAUUUAUUGUUAACAAAAUAAACAACCGAGGAUGUAAAAAAAAACUGGUGUCAGAAUAAUGUUCAGUAAUAUACUUUAGAAUACAGUUGUUUAGUUAGAAUUGUGGCCUCCACAAACAUUGAGCUGUGGUGCUCAAGCAGGAGAUGCAGGUUUCAAUCUCCCCCAUCUCAAUACUUUUCGUGUCCUGUCUAUUCUUCCUUUGUCAAUAAAAAGUGGCCAAAAGGCCACUCAUUCUCAUUGUCUUAACGGUAUUUUUCUGUAAUAUACAAAAAGACCAAUGACUAAAAUCUAGCUUUGCAUAAAUCUCUGCUCUUUUACGUAACACCGAAAAGCCACAUAACUUCAAACUAGUCAUGCAUUAGACAUUCUCAGUCUUCACAGUUACUGUUUACCCUCAUUGCCCUUUCAGUCUAGUGUGGGUAGAGUCUGUCUGUCUGAUUUAAAUGCAAAGUGCAUCUCCUCACUUAUGUGCUUUUCUGUUAGAGCUGCUUCAAGAUGCAUCUUUUUUACUCUCCAGCUUACUGGUUCUUUAAAACUUGUGACUGUAACUUCUAUGUUUGUGUGGGAGCUGGAGAAACCUUAGUAGGGGGCAAAACUUUUUUUGUGGAGAACGAAAAUAUAUGUUGGCAUGCUGCCGUUGAGGGUAUUGCAGACGACAACAAUGAAAAAUAUAUAUUUUGAAGAAUGUUUGGGGAGCCAUGCAAACAGACUGACAGCUAUUAUACAGUAGAAGGCCAAAAGUGAGGUUUCAGGUUUGAAAUGAAAUGCGGGAAAUGGUUCUUGCUGUACAUUAAACGUACCAUUGUUAUUUUUCUCAUCUGCUCGUACUGUUCUAAGAAUGACUCAGGAGAUGCUAUCAUAUGUCUGUGGUCGUGCUAAUGUUGGCUGUUCCAAUGCACUGUUUCAAGAACCGAGUCAGCACCUCCGUGACCUAAAUUAGUGGGGGUGUAUAAGAACACUGUGUAAGGCUACAAGUGUCAGUCAGUGUAUCUGGGACAAAUUUAACACUGAUUCACCUACAACCCUUUCAAGAGCGCUCUAGAUGAGCUUUAGAGGUAACGCUUUAGGUCUUUGUUAACAUUAAUAAAGCUGUUCCAAAGAAGAUUCAAUACUAUUCAUAUUAAUAUUUCUUCCUUUUAAUUUCAACAGCAUUUUAUUUAGAAUGGAGAAUAAUUGUUUAAUUUAAUGGA
Messenger RNA from Puntigrus tetrazona (Sumatra barb), 4362 nucleotides. It is a transcript of the gene mcm3, whose product is annotated as minichromosome maintenance complex component 3. The record is from RefSeq and is a predicted model, not a curated record. Gene Ontology annotation, molecular function: ATP binding; single-stranded DNA helicase activity; ATP hydrolysis activity. Lineage: Eukaryota; Metazoa; Chordata; Actinopteri; Cypriniformes; Cyprinidae. Gene Ontology annotation, cellular component: nucleus; MCM complex. The transcript has 18 exons. Gene Ontology annotation, biological process: DNA strand elongation involved in DNA replication; double-strand break repair via break-induced replication; mitotic DNA replication initiation. Bases 317 to 2755 code for a protein of 812 amino acids.